Molecule: messenger RNA, 11217 nt
Organism: Stegostoma tigrinum
Lineage: Eukaryota; Metazoa; Chordata; Chondrichthyes; Orectolobiformes; Stegostomatidae
Gene: lmtk2
Product: lemur tyrosine kinase 2
Exons: 14
Coding region: 124-4974 (1616 amino acids)
Biological process (GO): protein phosphorylation
Molecular function (GO): protein kinase activity; ATP binding
Source: RefSeq, a predicted model, not a curated record
UGGGGAAGAGUUGAACGUUGACAUCGGCUCGUAUUGACGGCAAAUCGGUCUGUUCGUAUAAAUGCUUCAGAUUGAUGAUCUUUCGAGACCCUGACGACGACGAGCAGUCAAUCCCAGCCGAGAAUGGCGAUACACGCCGGCAAUCUCUUACUGACAUUAUUGGCAUUGCGCAGCGUCCAAGGUGCUCCACUUCCGCAAACAGGUGCAGGGGAAGCAGCUGUUGAAGUCUCCUCAUCACUGCUUAUACUGUCUGGUUGCAGCUUAGUUGUCCUCAUCAUCCUGCUUGUGAACUGUGCAUCCUGCUGUAAAGAACAGGGAAUAAAUUUCAAGGAAUUUGAAGAUGAUAACCCUGAUGAAGAAAAUGAUUUCAUACCACCAGCAGAAGACACCCCUUCACCUCCAGCACCUGCUGAAGUUUACACACUUACAGUUCCAAGUAUUGUACUUGCUACUCCAACACAGUUUCAGUCAUCUAAAGCACAAGGAAUAUCCUCGGCACCUCUUGCCCGUCAUCAUCUUAGCUACAUCCAGGAAAUUGGAAAUGGCUGGUUUGGUAAGGUUCUUCUUGGGGACAUCUAUGAGGACUCCAGUUUAGUUAGGGUGAUUAUUAAAGAACUGAAAGCGAAUGCAAGUUCAGCAGAACAUCAUCGAUUCCUUAAGACUGGAGAGGCUUACAGGGUUUUGCAGCACCCAAAUGUGCUUCACUGCUUGGGACAAUGUGUGGAUGCUGUCCCUUACCUGCUGGUGUUUGAAUUUUGUCAGCUGGGUGACAUAAAAGGGUACCUUCGUGGUCAACAGCAUGAACAAAGCUCCCUUGGUUCGGAGCUGCUACAGAGAAUGGCCUGUGAGAUUGCUGCUGGGCUUGCUCACCUGCACAAGCAUGGUUUUGUACACAGUGACCUAGCACUGCGGAAUUGUUUUCUCACAACAGACUUGACUGUAAAAAUUGGCGACUAUGGAAUAGGAUUCAGCCGGUACAGGGAGGAUUAUAUCAUAAGUAAUGAUGGUCAAUAUAUUCCUCUGCGUUGGAUUUCACCUGAGCUUGUUGGUGAUGUUUAUGGGAGCAUGGUAGUAGCAGAGCAGACAAGACACAGCAAUAUUUGGUCAUUGGGUGUUGUGAUAUGGGAGUUAUUUGAGAAUGCCAAGCAGCCCUAUAUGCAUCUUUCUGACAAAGAGGUGCUAAUCUUUGUUAUAAAAGAACAACAAAUUAAACUCCUGAAGCCACAGCUGGAGUUGACUCACUCUGACAGAUGGUAUGAAGUUCUGCAAUUUUGUUGGUUACCUCCAGAAAAGAGACCAACAGCUGAGGAGAUUCACAGGCUACUGACUUAUCUCCGCAUGCAAAGUCAGAAGGAAUGUGAAGAUGACUUUGAAAUCAGAUGGAAUGCACUCAAGUCCAGCAAUAGCAACCGGCAAGCUAUUGCAAAUAAUUCAUCUUUUCCAAUUCUGGAGCAUUUUGUUGCUGAGCGACUGAACCAGGAAAUGGAUGAUAUCCUCACGGUUACAGAAACAAGCAAAGGACUGAACUUUGAAUAUGUGUGGGAAACUGCUAAACUAGACCAUUUUGAAGAUCAUAUGCAGGGAACUGAUGGGCCGAAAGUAAAUUACCAGAGCAUCUUCUACCCCACGAGUGCUUUUGACAAAAGCAAUUUCUCAAUAGUUCGCACUCAUUCAGACGAUAAACUCACUAGACAAGAGGCUGAUGGAAGUCUGCUUGCAGCAUCAGGAAUUGUUCCUGUCUUUAAUGCCCAUUAUCCUUCUGUUGGAAGUGAAUACUAUAUACGGUUAGAGGAACAAAGUGAAACUAACUUGGUUGCAGUUGAAAAUUCAGAAAAUGCUGGCGAAGGAGCCCCUCAAGUCAAGGGUUCUGAGUCUUUUGUUAUUCGGAGUGCCUCGGGGGGCGAGUUGAGUACAGACGUCGAUUUCUUCCCAGGCCACAAUCAAAACUUGCAAAAGUCUGAAGUAAUUGAGACUAUGCUUGGUUCCUACACCUCCAGUUGUGCUGAAAGCCCUCACCACAACAAUAUCUUUUAUGAACAUACGUUAGAUGAGAUGCCAUUUAAUAAAGGAUAUUUGAACACUGAAGGGAUCAAAAUGCUUGAUUUUCCCAAAUUCAAUGAGACUAAAAGAAAAAAUGCAUCUGGUUUAGUUUCAAGUAAAGAAACUCCUAUGGAGUCCUUAAUUCACCAAACUAUACCACUUGUAAAGACUUCUAGUUCCAUUUUGAAUGCUAAAACAGGUACAGUUUGUACAGAAAACAUCAAUGACCAUGACAGUUUGGGAUUACUCCCAUCUGACCAGCUGUUUUCAAAUUAUCAUUUUCUUAAGGAAAAUAAACUUCUACGUGAUUCCUCACCCAAAAGCGAUGCCAGUUAUGUGGUGAAAGUUGGUACUUUAUCAGACUCUGCAUCACACAACACUGCUGACAGUGCACAGACUAUAGAAUUAACUAAUCAACGCAUGCAGUUAUCUGACUCUCAACAAUAUGGAGCUGCAGGCAGUCUUACUAAGCAAGUUAUUUCACAGAGUGUAUGCUUGCAGCCUCUGUUAGAAAAUAAACAGGACCUGUGCAUGUUUUUAAAUGAAGAUAAAACCACUUGUGAGGAGCAGCAAGUUAACCAGGACUUAGAUGAAGGAUGUAUACUACAUGAUAGCUCAGGCUUAGAAUGUGACGCUACUGAUGGCUGCAUUUCUAACUGCAAUAUCACUUUGCCUCACAAACACUGCCAAGAGACUGCUCAGUGCAGUGAAAGUGCCGCUGCUAGCACGUGCAAUAAUGCCAAAAAACACCUUUUUGCAGAAGAUGUAAUCCGUGAAACGGCAGAAGAGGGUACAGCUGUAGUCACAGUGCCAGAGUUGAUGAAGUACAUGGAAGUUGUAGAAGUUGAUCCCUUUAGUCCAACUCAUGUCCUACAUGAAGGUAUCUUAAAACGACCACUGCAAGACAUCAACAAAAUGCCAGUUGUAUGUUCUGUGUCUGAACCCAUGUUGGAAAACACUCCCCUAUCUGAACCUCUGGGUCUUUCUAAAAGUGUAGAAUUAUUAGCUUCAGUGCAUUUUGUUCACUCUCCAACAGAGGUUCUAAAAACAAUAGCUACUAGCCCUCAGACUGAAGCCUCCAGUGCAUCCAACAAUAUUGAACUGUCAGCCUCAAUUCCUUCGGGGCAUUCUUCAGUAGGGGCUUCAAAAGUACUGGAGACUGGUGAUGUACCCGAACCCUCAUUCAGUAGUUUUGCAAAUGCUGAAUCUAAGAUUUCUGUGCCUUCCUCAGAUUUAUCAAAUCAAAUUAGCCCCACAGAAGAAGAUAGUGCAUCCUUCUUGCAUAUAAAUUCAGAACAUUCUACAGAAACACCAGAUUCUUUAGACUCAGUGGAGAUGCACAGGGUGUUGGGAUCUUUAGAAACACAAAAUACAGUUUCUCAGAAAUUAAAACCACCUCAAAAACAACCUGACAGUGGCUAUGAAACUGAAAAUCUGGAAUCACCUGAAUGGACGUCACAAUGCCACAGUGCAAGCAUAUCUCCCACCUCAGCUGCCCUGGAUGUUCCCACUGAUGAGUUGGCUAGCUCUUUACCCUCAAACCCAGUUAUUGUUGUAUCCAAGGAGGAAGUCUUCCCCACAAGAGACAUUAUCAAUAGGGACACACCCAAAGAAGCCUCCGAUACAUUGACUAAUGGUCACCAAAAUUCCCACAGAGAUUCUGCUUAUUUUUCAGAUAAUGAUUCUGAACCAGAUAAGAGAGUUGAGUGUGAGAAUGCUGAGAGGACAAAUGAAGAAACUCAUCUUAAAAGUGCUACUAAUUGUGAAGCUAAUCAGGUUGUUGCUGACCAUAGUGACAAAAUGUCAACAUCGUUUGACUUUCGUGAUGCACUGUCAGUAUCAGAAGAAAGCUUGAAUAACAAGAAUAAAGAGUCGCCAACUUUUUGCUCCGAUCACGACGGAGAAUUUCCAAAUUGUUUUAAAACAGGAACCUAUGACAGAAUUAAUAGAGUAAUCAAUGACGAAAAUUCUGACAGGUGUUUGGAUAACUUGGAUGUAACAGUCUCUGAAUCAGUGUCCAUUCCAGAGGUUAUGUUUAACAUCCCAGACAUCGGCACUGAGUUUUCCGAAAAUAUGAAGGAAGACUUUGGAAUAAUUGUCGAAAAGGAUAUUAAAAAACCAUUGUCAAAAGGUAAUGAAGGAACUAGACUGAAGGAACCCGAUGUUGAAGGACGCUACCUUGGCAGGCUUGAUGCAUCUAAAUUCUUUGAUCUGUCAGAGGAACAAGACGGCAUAGAGGCUGAUGAAGAAGAUGAAAACAGUGAUGAUUCAGAUGAUGACUACAGAGGCUAUUCUAUCAAUAGCCCCAGUUCCGAGAGUGAAGAUGAUGCGGCACAUCCUGUACCAAUAGUUGUGACUGAGAAUGAUGAUGGAAAAUCCCUCAAAAGUUUAUUGAAAGACUGUGGACCCAGACCUCCUGAACUUCUCAAAGCAGAUGUGAAAAAGAAGCAAGUGAAGAAGAUUGUGUCAUUUUUUGAUGAUGUCACAGUCUUUCUGUUUGAUCAGGAGACCCCUACCAAAGAACUGGGAGAGCAUUCAGCAGCAGAAAGCAGUCAGGUUUCAGACGGUGGCAGCCCCAUCAUGUUAUCUGGCUCCCACUUCGCAAGCAGGUUCUCAAAUUCAGAGAGCUCCACUGAUGAAGAAGGUGGUGGUUUUGAAUGGGAAGAUGAUUUUUCCAUGUCGUCUUCGGAGUCGUCAUUUAUCGCUCAAACAUCAAAUCACCUUGCUUCCUUAAAACCGUCUCCUUCUCCCUCCUCAAGAUACUUUUCCCCUCCACCAUCCUCCCGGGCCUUAGAGCAAAAGUGGACAGAUAUGACCUCAUCAUAUUCUCGUUUUUCUAUCUCACCAUCCAAUAUUGCCAGCUUCUCUCUCACUCAUCUUACUGAUUCAGAUAUCGAACAAGGAGGAAGCAGUGAAGAUGGUGAGAAGGAUUGAAGCAAAACAUGGAAAGAAGUGUGCAAUGAUUUUCCAAAUUUUAAAAAAUAAUUUGACACUUGAGAGAGCAAAUCGUUUCAGAUUUAAUUAAGAUGGAUACAUCACUUAAACCCUCUUCUGAGAAAAUGAAUGAGUUGUUGUGAAUCAAUGAAUAUAAUUGUUCAGUUUUUAUGUUUGGUAAAUUAAAAAAUAUUGUCCUUUAUUGGAUGUGGUCAGUGUCACAUCAAUAUGGAUUUUAGAGAAGUCUGGGCUACAAAAGUUUUGAGGCUGUCAAUGGACACAACACUUACUCCCAUCGAAUUUCUUACGGUUUUACAUGUAAUUUCCAUUUGGCACAACAUAGGAUUGUUAAUUGUUCAAUAAGGUUUUUUUAUUCCCUACAAAAUACUGCAAUGAAGAGUUGAAAAAUUAUCUGUAAUUCUCUGUAUAAACUGUCAUAGUUAACUAGGACAUGCUUGCUUUUUUUCAGGGAUAAGAGAGAGAAUACGCAAUAUGCUAGGUCUUAUUCUUUGCCUCCUGAAAGUGUGUUCGAGUUUGGAAGGAAGUUUUGUUCCAAAAUCUGCAUUAUGCUAUUGAUGUAAAAUGUGUCCAGUGGUUUUAUAGCUCUUUAGUAUUAGCUAAGCUCACAAUCAUCUCCAUUGCAGAUAUUGCUGUCCAGUGUGGCAGUUUUAGAUUCCAGUGGGAAUACAGAUGGAAUGCCUGAAACAUUAUUUUCUGAUUGUUAUUUUCAGAGGCAGACUUUUGACUGCAGGCCUUUUGAUAACUGUACCUGUUCAUUUAAGACUGACCACAAUAUAUGUACGGCAAUAAUGAAAGGAUUUCAGGUAGUCUGCCAACAGUUGUAUGAAUUCCAUGUCACCGCUGAAUUUAUCUUGUAUUUUGAACACUACAAAUGACACAACUGGUUAUGAAACAUCCACAUAUCUGAGUGCACUAACUGUUUUUGUUAUGAAUACCGUCAGAAAUUGAGAAACACAAAUAAUUUUAAGAAUGUAUCUUUACUGUAGUAACUGAUUAUAUGCCAUAUAUGUAACUUAUGACGUUCAGUUCUAAAAUUCUGAUUGCUCUUAUGUCAGAGGUACACGUGACUGAUAUGUUUUCUCACAAGUUUAUUUUUUGUAAGUUGCUGGUACCUUGUUGCAGCCAGGAAGACUAGCUCUGGCCCAUUUUCCUUCACUUGUGGCUGUCAAUAGAUUGCAAUGUUGCAUGUCUACACUGUCAUCCACAUUCCACCAGUAAUGAUGUUGGUGUUUGUAUAUUUAAAGAGCUGUUGAGCUGUGGUCAUGAGCAGUGUAACCUUUAAAUGUUUAAUGUUGUACUGAGUUUGGUGUAUAGAUGGCAAAGUAGUUGCACAAAUUGUGACACAAGGUGAUGUACUAGGGUGGGUAAAUCAGUAGUGCUUCAUUUAUAGUGUUGACUUUCCAAGAGUGAAUAUUAGAAAAGAAUGGAAAAGUCUGACUGUCCAGGUAGAGCAUUGACUGCCCAUUCAGUUGGAGGAAUCCCAGCUAUAACUCAAACAGGAAAUGGUUAAAUCUGCUUCCCUCAGUAGAUCUAUAGCAGAUCUACUGUACAUUUAUUUUUAGCCACAUAGACUUAGCUUUUUUUUCUAUUAUAAUCCCUAAGAUUUCUGUUAGUUGUUGACGUGGGCCUUGUUGAUUGAGCAGCAGUUUGACAGGCACAAGGAAUAAUCAGUGCCUAGAAUGAAUAACCAUGUUUAAGAUGUGAAUGUACAAAACAUUUGCUAUUUCUCCUCCAAUUUUAUUUCCAUUUUUGUUUUUUAUGGAAGUGUAAAGCUGUGCUAACAGUGUCCUGUUGUUAUUGCCUUGCCCAAGUUGGCCAUGAAGAUGGUAAGCAUUGCAAAUUAUCUACUAUGGGAUCUAUUCUACUGGGCUUGACCUUUCCCCAUUAUCCAUGCGCACGUGAAUGUACUUCCACCUGGGGAUUACUGGCUAAUUAUUAGGAAUCUUUGCUUGGUAGUCUUUAUUCCAGUUCAUUUCUGCUAUUGGUAGCUAUGUGUUACCUAUUGGUGCAAACACCCAACCUUGAAGACAUGUGCAUUUUUGGUCUCAGCAUAACUAUCAUUUAUCUAUAUAGCAGGAGAGAUCCAUUAAGAGUAUUUUUCCUUCUUCAAUUCUUCAUCUUUGUUACCGUUUAUCUGAAUGUAACAAAUCUACAUAAACCUAAGGAAUAUCAGCACAGAAAAUACUUCUUUUAACACUGGAAUCAUCCCAUCUUCUGGAUGUCUUGUGCCCUAUAGAAGUAGAAUUAGAGUAGUCCAUCAAAGGGUGUAGGAUGUAAGAAGAGUGAUGAAACUUGUUAGUGCAUUUUAGUGCAGGGAGAUUGAAAUUUUCAGGGCAUUGAUCUGUAAAAAGGUUUUAAGCUCAAGUAAAUUUUACUGUUGUGAGAAAUCAGGCUGAAGAUCCUUCAUUUCCUUUUGGCUUUCUUUUCAUAACUUAGUUCCUCAUCUGAGCCAAUUCAAACUGGCUGAGUUUGUUCUGAAUGCCAGUUGAAUAGUAACAAAUGAAGGCAUGCUAGCAAGGAAACUAAUUUAUGAAGAUAAUUAAGCCAGGGCCCAAGAGCAUCUUCAGACUAUGAAUUCCAAAGUUAGGGCAGUUUGUUUUAUACCUUCCUGAGGAGCUGAUAAAUGUUGCACUCAUUGUACUAGGAGAAUGACUUCAGGAGUAGGUCUCAGAAUAUCCACCAUAAACCCUUGAAGUUUAAAGAGGAUAUAUCUGUUCAAAAUUCACUUGGGAUAUUCUAGAUGAAUGGACUGUGUACUGGUGCAACAGGUUAUUCAUAGAUUUGCACUACUUUCGAGCCAUUGAGCUAUUUCACCUAAUGACAAACUCACUUGAAUUUGCAAUUUACUUCAAAUGUGCAAGUAGGUUUCUUGAAUCAGAGAAUGUGUGACUACUCUGCUUUUAGUCUGCAAAACUCAAUUUCUGACACGUUUCUGGGGGAUGCUGGAAGGAAUUCUAAAAGGAGAAAUUUAUCAAAGGCUUCCAAAAACAGAAUUUUUCACAGGGUUUCCCACAAUUGAUCCAAUCUACAGGCUUAAGAUGCCGUGAAGAUACUUUACAGAAUUGAUAAAGACUGAUCAAAUCACAUGGAACUCAAUUCAGAAAGCAUUAGUGACUGAAGUAGGACUGAAAACUGCCCUGUAUAAGUGUUGUUGUUCUAGAAAACAAAUCAGACAAAUGAUAUGAGCCCUACAAACUUCGUUAAAGAUAGGGAUAUCCCACUGUUAUUUGUUUGGAAUAACUAGUUCAACUGUAGUGUACAUAUAUGAAGAUGAUGUGUACCUGUAUCUUGCUUGAACUAUGAAAGGUAUUUGGCAAGACAGGUGCUUAAAAUGAGGCAUUGAUCAUUUUUCCAUAAGUGAUUCUCUAGGCCCUGACUCCCUAAAAUGAGAUUCAUUGCAAAUGCUGUGACUUCCAAUCACACAGGCUUUCAAGUAUUUAUUAAUUUAGUGCAUAACUACGUGCGUCCACUAACUGGUAAUGAACACUGUCAAACAGAGUUAAUAAUUGAGUUUUCUUUAAAUAAAAGACGUGAAAUGCGUUAAGUCAAGAGAAACUGAAAUUGGAUUUUUGUCUUUUAAUAAGCAGUGAGAUUACAGCAAGUUUUGCAGAAAAUAAGUGUAUGGGAUUUUCCUGACUAGUUUGAUCAAGUUGGAAGAUAAAGUAAGUGGAUGAUUUGAAAUGUUAAUUGGAAAUCUGUACUGCUGUCUGAAUUGAGGUCUGAGCACUGAACUUCAAUGCCUGACGGGAUAGGACUGUUAUGAACGAUGGACAAACAGUAGAUUUGAACAAGUUAAUAAUUCAUACCUGAAUGUCCCUAAGUUCUUUAAAUCAAAAAUAUUAGUUAAAAGAAGUCUUUGAAUUGUGAAAAAUAUUGCAACUGCUCUGUAACGCCUCUUCGAUUGUCUGCCAGGGUACUGUUGCUGAAACUAUGAAUUCCAGUCGAGCGCACAGCGUGUGAGGUGGGAGAAUGCAGUACUGUCACCGAAUAGUAACGUCUCCUUUUCAAGAAUUUGCAGUGCUUACAUCCUUAUGAUACUGUCCUACACUAAAUAUUUUAAAUGUUAAAUUUAGGAGAUGUCCAAGAGCCAAUUGUGACUAAAGUUAUUGCUUCUGUGAGUCAGAAGCUAUCUGUGGGGAUAUAAAAGAAAUUGUAGGAUAAAUUCCCUUUAUGAAUAGAUCCAACUGCAUUAAUCUCUUUGUCUCAUGAGUUAAGCAAAGGAAGUACAUAUUUGAUAUGUGGAAAUUAUUAUUUCAAUCCUUGGAUAGUGUUACAGUUUGUAAAGCUUCACGGUUACUGUUUACAUAUUUAAAAAUUUAAAUACAAAAUAUAGCAUGUUGAUUUUUAUACUUGCAUGUGGUUUCAGUACUGUGCACUUGCUCUGGCUGUGUCUCUCUCUGUCUUUUUUUCUUUCUUUCUCCCUCCCAUUCCCCUACCCAGUCCCCAUCCCUUCCCCCAGUGACCUUGUAAAGUGACAAAAGUUUGUUCAACAGGUGAUGGGAUAAGCAUAACAACUUUGUAUUGAGACUCUGUAUUGUGGUAUGUGUCUGUCAGGACAAGCUGUUAGUUCAUAUGUUGUUUUCAAACUAAUGAACUGUAUAUUUGAUAGUGAGGGGAGAACCUGUUGAUUUUAGAUACCAGUAUACCUCAUUUGUACACGCAUGUAUGUUGCAAUGGACUACUCCACGACAUUGCUGAGGUACUGUGCAAUAUCAUAACUUUGAAAUAUAAUUUGUUAUCUAACUGCUCACAACAGCUUUGAGUGAAAAAUGUACGCAAGUAUUUUCAUGUUUCUUGUGAAAAGCACAGGAUCUAUAUUUUCCAGUCACUCAAAAAUAUGCCUGUUUAUAGGCCCAAACUCUUCAGAACCAAAUGUAGAAAUAAUGUAGGAGGAAAACACCUUCAUCUUGGACAGGCAAUGCAAAAUCCCCUGUUUUUCAAUGAAAAUUAUUCUUGUCCUGAGGGGACUCCGUAUUUACAUGGGAAUCCAAACCAUUGCUCUUUAGAAGCAUGGUUAAGGUGAAUGACACACUUUAUUCCAUUCUUUAUACAAAACAAAAUGAUGCUAACUCAUUUGUAUUUGUUCUGUUAUAGUGGCAUUCAAAACCCUUGUGCAUUUGUUUUCUGUUACUAUUCAGAUUAUUGUUUUUGGAUGAGAUGCUUAAGGAAGUGGCAAAAGGCAUCUUGCAAAUAGGAAUGAUGUGGUCCUUUUUAAUAUUGUUCUCCACCUAAUGGUGAUUUAUCAAACAAACCACACACCGCCAAAAUCUUUGGCGGGCUGAAGAGCUGCCAGUAAAACACUUGUGCAGUUACUCUUCCUACUUGUGCAGCAGCUUUAUUUGUUGCUACACGCCAUGAAUUUUAAACCUUGCUUCCAGAUUCCAGUUACCUUGUUGGAUUGUUCAGAACAAUUUGGCUGUUUUGUUUUUUUUAAUUCAAAUAAAUGUUCACUUGGUUCCAAACUACAACAGUACUGAACGUUUUCAGACUGCAGAGCUGAAGAUAAUCUGUGCAAAUCGCUAACUUAUUAAUACAAACGGCAAAUAUAGGUUCCAGCAUGUAGAAAGUUUUUGCCGUGUUACUGCACAUAUCUAGGAUGUUUUGAAUUAAACAAUACAUUAUGGUCCAGCUGUGUGGUCUGGUUAAUUCUGGGUGAACAUAUGAGCCAAGGGAUGUGCCUCAGUGAUCAAAAACUGCAUGCUCCUUUAAACAUACUUUUCUGCAGGGGUUCAUGCUUGAAAAUUAUUUGUAAAUAGUGAAACUCUAUCCCCCACCUCAUCCCAUUUAAAAUUAAAAGUUGCGUAUACUUUUUGUCAACAGUAGCCUGUUCUACGUUACUUUGGAUCUACUUAAAUCGUUGAUGAAAAUACAAAAUUAUUUUGUUCAAUGUAUUGCUUUAUCUUGCACAUUUGAGAAGUAUAACUUAAUGUUUGAUGGUACUGGAUGUAUAUAAGUGUUUAAUUCUGUCUGUAAAUGGGAAAUGAUGUAACAAAGUCAUAGGUACAGGUUUCUUUUUGUAAUUUAAUAAAAGAUAUAUAAUGAAAUUGAUUGCAAAUCAUAGUUAAUGAAAAAAAAUCAGGUCACAGUCCAUGAAAUAUGUACAUUUUGAUAUGUAAUAUUUUUACUUUAAUUUCCAUGCAUAGUGUAAUUCAAUAAAUUGUUUAAUUUAAAUACACUAUGUAUAUUUAAUUCAAAAUAAAGUAAAAUGAAUUAAUUUACAUA